Messenger RNA from Aspergillus wentii DTO 134E9, 360 nucleotides. RefSeq lists its product as uncharacterized. NCBI's taxonomy places the organism in Eukaryota, Fungi, Ascomycota, Eurotiomycetes, Eurotiales, Aspergillaceae. The transcript has a single exon. The record is from RefSeq and is a predicted model, not a curated record. The coding region runs from base 1 to 360 and encodes 119 amino acids.
AUGAUGCUGAUGAUUAGAUUAAUCUUCACCCAGUUCCACUCUAGCGCCGGUCGACAGUCGUUCUUAAAAUCGCCCAUUCGACCCUGGCCGGUUUGUCGUCACAGCACCAAGGGCUCGAUGAACGAACGGCUCUACCAAUCCACUGGUCAGUCUGGAUCAAAGAUUAGCGGGAAAAUAAUCACAAUCGGCGUCGUUUGGUUGAUUGCUUUUGCCGUCUUCGAAUCCUUCGAGAGGCGUCGAGCCAAGCGGGAAAUCAUCAUCGACGGACACAGACUACAGAGUAUCCAAGCACGGCUUCUAGGCCGAGAUUCGAGAAGCUACUUGCCAAACGACACGACGACACCAGGAAAGGAGCUUUAA